CGUUCGCUCGUAAAUUACGCUUGAAAGAGAUAACGACGAUUUAAAAUUUUCUUACCGUACAACAACUGUCGUACUUUAUAUAUUUUUGUUAUUAUUUGUUAUAAUAUUUUGUUGUACAGUCUUGUUGUACAGUCAGGUACUUAAUAAUUGCUGAUUCUCGGAAAAUGUACAAUGUUACUCCAUAUAAAUGAUUAUAUAUAUGAUUUAUACCUGUUAGCUGCGAGUUGAGAUCUCUAGUCCAGAACGCGUCGAUUUAAUAAUAUUUAAUCUUUCAGUUAAUUAUUAUAAUUUAAUAUUUAUAAUUACUUGAUCCGUUGAAAUAUCUGCAACUGUGUAUUUCGAUCUCACAAUUAUUGUUUGUUUCACGUGUCUUCAUAUCUACUAAUCCUGUACGAGUAUUAUACUUUUCGAAACUUGACUAUGGAUGAUUUCUUGCGACUGGUGACUUCGGACUUUGAACGUAUAGCGACUAGCACUGGGUUUCGAUUCAACCAAUACAGUGGAUCAGUGGACUGGGAAUAUUUAGAAGAAUUUGCCAUUAAUGAUGUAGUUGAAAAAGCUGAUGUAAAGACUCUGUCAAUGCUUGUAGCCAGUGUUCUUAGUUACAAUAUUGAGAAAAUGAGUGCGUCUAAGAAAUUAUUUCGUCUUUCACAAUUGAUCAUAGACUUUUUGUUGCAUUAUAAAAAACAUUCAACUUUUAAGAUCAAUGAUAAAGCAGAUUCAAUGGCACUUUGUGAGUUGUGUGGAAAGAUGUUUAUGGAUGUUUCUUAUUUAAAAUAUCAUUGUUUCCGUCGACAUAAACUUAACUCUUGCACUUUUACAAGUUCACCAGAAAAUGAUAAUGUUGAUAGUUUAAAAUCAGAGAUCUUUCAACUUCAAACUCAAUUGAAAGAAAUUACAUCAACUUUUGAGAAUAAAUUAAAAAAUUCUAAAAUGUACAUAGAUGAACAUGACCUAAAUAACUGUAAUUCUGUUCACAAAAAUAAAUUAUUAUAUCAUUUAAUACCUCAACCAGGUGAUAACCCUAUGCAGAUACAAGAAAUGUAUUGGAAACAAAAAUAUGAAAGCUUAGAAGAAAAUUAUAAUACUCUUAAAAAUGAAUAUGAAGUAAAUCAAAAUUCUUCAAAAUCUAAAACUAUUUUACAUCAUAAAUACCAACAAUGUGAUUUUUAUGAGUCUCAAAAUUCAUCAAAAUGCAUACAGACAAAUCUUUUAAUUGAAAAUUCAACUCCUGUGUGCUCUCCAAAACGACCACCUCGGACAAUUGAUGCACCACCUAUGAAUAAAUAUAAAGGAAUAUGUAGUAUGGAUAUUUCAGACAUAGAUCAGACAAAUACAGAUUGUUAUCAAUGUAAAACUGAUUUAAGUUCAGACAGAGAUUUUUAUGAGUUAAAGAAACUAAGACUGGAAGCGCGUUUGAAUAUUAAUGAUAACAGUGUUUGUGAAAAUUUGUCUGAACCUUUAUUGUCUUCUGACUAUGUAGAUAGUUUAAAAAUUGUAUUGAUACUUGGUGAGGAUCGUGUGAAUGAAUUAUUUAAAAAUACCUCUUUAAUGGAUUUAAUAAAACUUGAUGUCAAAGAAUUAGUUAACAAAAGGCUGGAAGAGUGUUAUAGGUUUAUCGAUGAGAGUGUAGAACAGGAUAAUUGUUUACAUGAAAUGUGUGAAAAUCAAGAAUCUUCUGAAGUUACCAUUUGUGAAGAUAAUAAGAAAGAACAAUAUAGUUCUCCAGAAAUUGAUUGUAAUAAGACUUCAGUUAAAAAGGAUAAGACAGUCAUGUCAAAAUUAAAAAAGAAAGCAUUGCGCUUGGGCAAUAUAUUUUCUCCAAAUUCAAAAAAUAAAAAACUAGAAGUGCAAGCAUCUACUAAAGAAGAGCCUGAGAUUUUACAAUCAAACGAACAACUUAAUAAGGAUAUUGGUAAUGCAUUAUAUACAUAAUGAUAUAUAAGUAUUAUUAUCA
Messenger RNA from Acyrthosiphon pisum (pea aphid), 1957 nucleotides. RefSeq lists its product as uncharacterized. The coding region runs from base 421 to 1935 and encodes 504 amino acids. Lineage: Eukaryota; Metazoa; Arthropoda; Insecta; Hemiptera; Aphididae. The transcript has 9 exons. The record is from RefSeq and is a predicted model, not a curated record.